AUGGAAGGUUGCCCUUGUCUCAUCUUGAGCGCUUUCACUGCCGCUGCCAUUCUGCUCUUCACAUUUAUACCCAUUCUCUUUGUGUUCUACGUGUUUCAACACCGGUUUCUGCACCGGAUUGAGGCCCGCAUGACUCCCAUGACAGACUCGGUGACUCCGGAAGGAUGUCAGGGCAUAGAGAGGGCCAGCCACCCUGAUAAGGCAACGCCUGACGCGCUGGAAGCUACUGUGUCUCCUGCUCCAGGGUCGCGUCGAAACUCGAAUCUGAUGGAUAGCCGAUUGGAGGACAUCCAGGUUCCGACUCUUCUGCCACAAAUCACCAAGAAGAUGCCGGGCCCCGUCACCACCAGCGCCAUCGUCAAACUGACCGAGGAGCUUCACCUGGGAGGGCCUGCUCCGUUGCUGGAUGGUGGGUUGGACCACCUGCAAAUCCCUACGUUGGAACCGAAGCGCUUCACUCUAACCUUCCAGAAGAGCUCAUCCUUAGCUACCAUAGCCCAGGUGGCCAAAACCUCCGCGUUCGGCGCCGAAGAAGAAUCAGUAAUUGUUCCAUGGGAUGGCAAGAUACGCUGGGCUAUAGAGGGUCCUAGUGUCUUCGAUGACGAGGAAGAUGAGCUUGGAGCAUUCUACUUCCGUCCCAAUCUCUUUUCUCGUAACCCGUUCUCGGACAUUUGGAUGUUUCAGUAUGGACUGCGAUACGUACCGGCUAAGGGCGACAAAAACGUGUAUCGUACGGUCCGGAUCGAGAAUCUCCCCUCAACUCUAACCCUGAAGGAUAUCUUGCCUGCCGUUAGUGGUGAGAUUUUCUCAGCUCGUCUCACGGAUACCACUCCCAUUGUGGGAUAUAACACAGCGAUUGUCACGUUCGUUUGGCAAUCCGAUGCUAUUCAUUUUGCUCAGACUUCGAGAAACGGCAUCCACCUUGGUCCCACAGUGGCAAAGGUUAUCCCCGUCAACACUCCGACCUACCCUAUCUCAGCUGAGUUGAAGCGAUUGAUCUUCAAGGAAGGCGCCACACGCUGUCUCUGUGUGUCCAGUUUGCGUGAAUCCCUGAAGAGUGAAGUUCGCCGUGUUAUGGAGAAGUCUCCUCACUCUGCAUAUAUUGAGAGGAUUGAAGAUGGUCUUGUGCUGGGGGAGACCUACAUUCGGUUCCAUUCGAUCAAAGUGGCCGCUGCGGCGUGCGAUCAACUCAAAAACCACCCGUGCUUCACCGAGUGUGGCUUUCGUUUCUUAAAGAAAGCCUCAGACAUGCGUACCGCUGUUUCCGGAGAACGCACCUUUAGAACCAAAGUGCAGGAAAAGCGCCCUCGCAUCGGGAUUUGGGACUAA
This is a messenger RNA of Aspergillus oryzae RIB40, 1329 nucleotides long. RefSeq lists its product as uncharacterized. The record is from RefSeq and is a predicted model, not a curated record. NCBI's taxonomy places the organism in Eukaryota, Fungi, Ascomycota, Eurotiomycetes, Eurotiales, Aspergillaceae. Bases 1 to 1329 code for a protein of 442 amino acids. The transcript is spliced from 2 exons.